Solea solea (common sole) is the source of this 1186-nucleotide messenger RNA. It is a transcript of the gene myoz1b, whose product is annotated as myozenin 1b. NCBI's taxonomy places the organism in Eukaryota, Metazoa, Chordata, Actinopteri, Pleuronectiformes, Soleidae. The record is from RefSeq and is a predicted model, not a curated record. The transcript is spliced from 6 exons. Gene Ontology annotation, cellular component: Z disc; actin cytoskeleton. The coding region runs from base 114 to 845 and encodes 243 amino acids. Gene Ontology annotation, molecular function: actin binding; telethonin binding; FATZ binding.
GCCCGCGUGUGACACCAAUCUACCUGGGAUUCUAGAUUCCUCCCUCUGCAAAACUCAUCCUUUCUGGGACCUUCUUGGACCUGUGACUUCCUGUGGAUACCUGGGUCUUAGCCAUGCCUUUCACAACGCCAGCCCCUUCGAACAAGAGGAAGAAGAGCAACAAGAUCAUCACGGACCUGUCCAACAUCAGCCAGAAUGCAGAUGAAGAGUCAGACAGUGAGACCCCCGAGUUCGACUUGGGCACCAAGAUCCAGACGCCUAAGGAUCUGAUGCUGGAAGAGCUCUCCCUGCUCAAGAACAAGGGCUCCAAGAUGUUCAAGAUGAGGCAGCAGAGGGUUGAGAAGUUCAUCGUGACCACUAACCUUCAGAACCUGCUGAUGUCCCCUCCCCCUAUUCCACCGAAGCCUGAGCUCCGCAAAGAAGUGGUGGAGGUGGAAGUGGAUGAGGAGGCAGAGAAGGAGAGGAGGAGGAAGCAGUAUGUACGGACCUACAUAUCACCAUGGGAACGGGCCAUGAAGGGCAACGAGGAGCUGACAGUGACGAUGAAGGGCGUCAUGCCGGGACCCAUCCAGAUCCACCCAGAACUGCCCCAGUUUAAGAGCUUCAACAGGAUGGCGCUGCCAUAUGGCGGCUAUGACAAGGCGUCCAAGAUGCUGACCUUUGAGAUGCCAGAGAUCAAUGUUGCCACCGAGGAGCCGGAGCCGGUGCCCACUCUGCAGGCCAACAUCCGCUCACGCCCCUCGUUCAACCGCACGCCCAUCGGCUGGAUCUGCAGCGAGGACAACUCACACAUCCACAUGGACGUGGACGACAUGGCCUUCGACGGAGAGACGGACGACCUGUGAACACACGCGGACAGAGACACGCUUACAACACUCAUGGCCUGAAACACACACAAUACAAUAAAAAGAACACAACCCUUAUAUGAGGGCAGACUCUCAUUUAUGCCACACCAGCGCUGAUAAAAUGGUUUAAGCUCCGGUGGUCACAUGUCGAAAUGUACUUUAACUGCAUGGAAAAGAAAUGAGCAAAGGAAAAUAAUGCCCCGCCCUCUCUCCUGCGUGCUUUCUUACUAUAUGAUGCUGUACACUGUGAGUUCAUGUGAGGCCUGUGUGUUCAGAAACAGAAAAGCACUCUGCACUCUUAAAAACAAUGUAUUUAUGCAAUAAAGUUCCCCCUUUACAGA